UUCCCGCGGGCGUCAUGGCGGAGGCGGCUCUGGAUGCUGUUCGGAGGGCGUUGCAAGAAUUCCCGGCGGCGGCUCGCGACCUCAAUGUACCUCGUGUUGUGCCCUACCUGGAUGAGCCUCCAAGCCCACUCUGCUUCUAUCGGGAUUGGGUGUGCCCCAACAGGCCCUGCAUUAUCCGAAAUGCUCUGCAGCAUUGGCCAGCCCUCCAGAAGUGGUCCCCCUCCUACUUAAGAGCCACAGUGGGCUCCACGGAGGUGAGUGUGGCUGUGACGCCAGAUGGUUAUGCGGACGCGGUGCGAGGGGACCGCUUUGUGAUGCCUGCCGAGCGCCGCCUGCCCAUAAGCCGUGUGCUGGAUGUGUUGGAGGGUCGGGCCCAGCACCCAGGAGUCCUCUAUGUGCAGAAACAGUGUUCCAACCUGCCCACUGAGCUGCCCCAGCUUCUGUCUGACAUUGAGUCCCAUGUACCCUGGGCCUCUGAGUCACUGGGGAAGAUGCCUGAUGCCGUGAACUUCUGGCUGGGUGACGCAGCUGCAGUGACAUCCUAUCUCUACACACCAGCAACCUACCAGCUGACCGAAGAGGGCACUUUUAGGGUGGUGGACGAGGAAGCCAUGGAGAAGGUACCCUGGACCCCACUGGACCCCUUGGCUCCAGACCUGACCCAGUACCCCAGUUACAGCCAGGCACGGGCCCUUCACUGCACAGUGCGGGCCGGUGAGAUGCUCUACCUGCCAGCUCUGUGGUUCCACCAUGUCCAGCAGUCCCACGGCUGUAUUGCUGUGAAUUUCUGGUAUGACAUGGAGUAUGACCUCAAGUACAGUUACUUUCAACUGAUGGACACCCUCACCAGGGCCACAGGCCUUGACUGAAGAGACCCUCAGACCCUGCAAAGGACAGUGGGGAUCGACAGGAUUAUUUGAUUCUGGAGGCAGCCUGGAGUUUGAAUAUGUCCUGGCUGCUGCCCAAGUUCCGGCCUGUGUUGAGAUCAGGCAUUGCAGGAACUUGGAAUUUAGUUGGAGGACCCGGUCUGGGUGAACAUGCCCAGGAAAUUGCCACACAGGUGACAAGGAAGCACGGAUCAGGUACUGCAGUGCCUCUCACCAGUGAGUCACUGCAUGUUAGCAUCAGUUGCCUGUAAAGUGGAGAUAAUAAUGGCUCUAGCUCCCAGAGCUGUGGGAAUUGGCAUGGGCCAACGUAGACGAAGCGGUCAAUAAAAGGUGACACUUGAUACACUUGUUCUCAUGUUCCCCGUCACAGUUGCUUUUGGUGGCCUGCUGACAUUUGAAGGUUCAGGAUGACCCUAACUGGGGGAGGCCUAAGCCAGAUCCACAUCUGGGAUACUACCCACAGCAGUUGUGUUAUAACUGGCUGGGUGGGACUUACUGGCUCAGUGCUAUCUCUAGCUGUGUCCCAGACUGUUUGUGUUCCCCCACCCCCUGCCCCCAGAUCCAGGGAAGCUGGGUCUGGAGCACCGAGGGUGACCCCUGUUGUAUAAAUAUAAAUAGGAAGGGACAGGAACCAUGUUCCUCCUGAGCUGUUCUCUGAGGAGAGAGUAGAUCUCCACCCUAGACUCCUUCGUCACCCUGCUGAAGAGCAGGGAGAGCCCCUACCCCCGCAUGCCAACCCACAGGCCUCAUCCCUAGCCACCCAGCUCCGGGGCGGGGCCGCCUAGCGUGGCUUUGAAGGGUUGUUUUAUGUGAAGGCCACGCCCCUUCAAAAUUGUGCUGGGGCCUGAGGUACUCUUCUGAGAUUGCCCAGGGCUCCGGUUCAGACUGGGGAUUCCUGUCCUACUGGCACUGGGAAGGAGAUUGCGAAAGGACCCACCGACAACGUGAUCCUCGGCUCCAGCGUUCACUGCUGUGUUGGGGGACCCCUGUCUGCUGUCCUGUUCAACCUCUAACAGCAAGAGGAGACCCCCCCCCCCNCCUCUCACUUAGGGCUGGCUGGCUAGCCUAGCUACCAACAACUGCCGAGAAUGGACUUCAGGGAGCCUGUGGCCAGCUCCAGGAGGUAUCACUGACUCCGGCAUUAGCUUAAGGUGUCUCACUUCCUGGGCAGGUGGCUAGGUCAGCAGUGGGCGUGGGGCUUGGUUGGAGCAGAGGAGUCUGUGGGAGGGAUCCAAGAGGAAUGUGUGGCCAGUUGGCUCACCUUGGCUCUGGGUUUAAAGCCGACAGUUGUUGGUUCUGUGGCCACUACCCCAUCAUUCCUGUUCCUGUGGACUUGGUCUCAUGGCUCUGGUAAGGCUCCAUAGAGCACUGGGCUCCCAUUUCUGACUUGGCUCCCCAUCCAGGGCCUGGUGGCUACUGUUUCUAUAGGGAG
Molecule: messenger RNA, 2319 nt
Organism: Mus pahari (shrew mouse)
Lineage: Eukaryota; Metazoa; Chordata; Mammalia; Rodentia; Muridae
Gene: Jmjd7
Product: jumonji domain containing 7
Exons: 7
Coding region: 15-869 (284 amino acids)
Molecular function (GO): 2-oxoglutarate-dependent dioxygenase activity
Source: RefSeq, a predicted model, not a curated record